UGUGCGCAGUUAUGCAACAAACGUCAAUUUUCGAACAUAACCUAAUAAAUUCAUUCAAAACAUCCAAAAUUUCGAAAUAAGUCUUCUUUCCAAGUCAAAAUGAGUAGAAACAUUCGGGAUAUAUCACCCUUUUUGCAAAAAGUUCGUGACUUUUUACUGGGAAGGUCCCAUACUUUGGCACUGCGAUUCCAAGAGGACAUUGCCACAAGAUCACCACCAUUGCCUAAUCUUCCAGACGGGCCUUCACAUUGUUUGAGUAAUAAUUAUUAUUAUACCAGAGAUGCACGACGUGAAGUGGCCCCACCUGAAAUCGUUGCAUCCGGGCAGAAACUAAUAGCAAGUGAGGAAACUAGUCCAGCAAAGCCCGUGAAAAGUCGUACUCCAGGGUCAGUGUUUCAGUGGGAUUAAAGGGGUAGGAAAAUGUAAAUAAAAAACGGAAACUUAGUGUAAAUUAUUUAGUGUUCAUUUAAAUUUGAAAUAAAAAUAAAAUGUUGACGCAAAAAGUUUUUAUUUGUUGAAUAUACUAAAUAGAACUCUUCCCCCUGUC
Messenger RNA from Tribolium madens (black flour beetle), 547 nucleotides. Its product is annotated as NADH dehydrogenase [ubiquinone] 1 alpha subcomplex subunit 7-like. Gene Ontology annotation, cellular component: mitochondrial inner membrane. Gene Ontology annotation, biological process: ATP synthesis coupled electron transport; mitochondrial electron transport, NADH to ubiquinone. Lineage: Eukaryota; Metazoa; Arthropoda; Insecta; Coleoptera; Tenebrionidae. The record is from RefSeq and is a predicted model, not a curated record. Bases 100 to 408 code for a protein of 102 amino acids. The transcript has a single exon.